Molecule: messenger RNA, 3115 nt
Organism: Astrephomene gubernaculifera
Lineage: Eukaryota; Viridiplantae; Chlorophyta; Chlorophyceae; Chlamydomonadales; Astrephomenaceae
Source: the annotation of a GenBank genome assembly
CUGGCUACUUUCCCAAUACCGUUACGACAUUGCUAAACACUGUAUAUACUUUUGUAGCAGUUGUAUCUUCGGGUAAAACGUUCCACGCAUUGUAAACGCGCGACAACACUUGCGUUGGAAGGAGGCACCUCUUUACCUUGCUGGUACUCGUAAUUGAGAGUUUUUGCUGAUAAUAUCUCCCCAUCACUUGCGCUGAGCGGGUAGGCUGUUGGGCAAAAGCUAGUACCGCCAAAGACCUCCUCGCCCAGAUCACGUUGCUCCAUCAACGUUCUUCUGCAAUUAACGUGUGAGUCGCCGCUGAUAGCAGGCGGCAAUGUCGCAACCGGGCGGGGGGCCACCGCCUGGGGCGAUGGCCCCUGGCCCACAACGGCCCUCGUUGGGCGGUGGCGCUUUCCCAGGCGUGCAACCUGGGCCUAUUCAGCAAAGUAUGCAGCCUGGCCCAUCGCAGUCCACUGGAAUGGCGACUGGGCAGCAGCCGCUCUCAAUGCAUCCAGGGCCGCUCCCGUCACAACAGGGCGCACCGGGACUACCGCCCAUACAACCCCUGAAUAUGGCUCCAGGGAUGGCUCCAGGCCCUGGUCCGGGUAACGGAGGCGCGCCGCGACCUGGAGGUGCUCCAUCUUCAGCCCUACCCAUCUCACCACUAAACAUGAACCCAGGCGCACCGCAGCCCGCGCCUUCACACCCAUCCGCAACUCAAGUCCUGAACAUCAACCUCCAUCCAAACCAAGUCUUUGCUCAAACCCUCGCUCAGCACCUGGUGCACCAGCAGCAGGCCCAGGCUGCUCAGGCGCAAGCGCAAGCGGGGCUCAAGCGUGCAGCGGACGCCUCAUCCAACGCGCCCAACGGCUCUGACGGCAACCCGGCCGCCGCUAAGCGCCUCAGACCCGGGGAACCCGAGCCCAACGACGCCGCCUCCCGACCAUCCCCCGCAGGCAGCAACCCACCUCUCCCCUACUCCGGCGCUCAAGCCACACCCCAGCAGCAGCCCCCGCAGCCCGGUGCGGCUCUCCAUCCCGGCCCGGGUCAGUCGGCGGCGCCUGCGCAGCAGUCAGAGCAGCUGACGGCGCUGGCGUCAAUGGCGGCUGCCGCCGCGGCCGCAGGGCGGCCCAACCCCCUGGCCGCUCCCAACCCCCUAGCGGCGGUGAUGCUCCAACAGGUGGCAGCGCAGGCGCAGGCCCAGGCGCAAGCGGCGCAGGCUGCCGCCGCGGCCGCCGCCAGACGACGUGCCGCCGCUGCCGCCAUGGACGCGGACGAUGAGCACAAGCUGCUACCCCGUCGCGGUAUCCGCAUGGCGUUGCGGGCGGCUGGGUUGAACCAGCCCGAGUAUGCAAUCGACCCGGCGACGGAAACCGCCCUGCUGGAUUUCUACUCAGACUGGAUCGGUAACGCGGUUGCCCUGGGCUGCGAGGCGGCAAAGCGGCGCAAGUCAAACGUGCUUAAAGCGCGUGACAUUGCGCUGCAUUUGGAGCGCAGCUGGAACUUGUACAUUCCUGGUUUCGGAGGCGACAUGCUGCGGCCGUACCGCCGUGCGAACGCCUCGGAGCUGCACCGGCAGCGGCAACAGGCGGUACGGCGAACGGCAGCGGAGCUGGAUCACCAGCAGGUCCAAGGAGGGGGUUCUGGCGGUGUUGGGCUGCUGGCGUCACCGGCCCCGCAGCCGCAGCAGGCGGGUGUGGGUGGAGCGGGGCCUGGGGGCGAGGGGGCAGGCGGGAGCGGAGGUCCGGCGGCUGGUGCCGUGGGCGCGAGUUGAGAAGGCAUGGCAAAGCAGCUUGGCUAGGUUGGUGCGGCCACCCUUGCGGAGUAUGGCAUUGUAGGUGUUAUGGCGGUCGUUGGGUGACUAAGCCAUGGGGGUGGUUGAGUAUGCCAUGAGUCGCACGGAUGUGGGGUGCGCAUGCAGGGCCUUGGGAGUGGCCCGAAUGGGCGACAUGCCUGCAGGCGCUCUGGGGGCUUGUACAGGGAGCCAGGGAGGUGCGGGGUUGCGCCACAGUCCACACCCUAUGCAAGCGUGUAUUGUCGCAGGGGCUGUCUUGAAAGCGGAAAGCGACCUGAGUCUCCGCCGUGGGUGUUAGAGAGGUCAAGCCAUGAUGCGCCGACGGUGCCAGGAGGGCCCGACCAACUGGAAGGAUGUCACCGUGCAUGGGCGUAUACUGCCAUGCAUGUGUCUUGAGGAAGUAGGACCAGGCCGUGAUGUGCGUGUGUUUGGAUGCCGGAGCAGGGAGCAACGCAGAAGGGGCAGCGCUGGACUGCGUGGCGAGGUAUUGUUGCUACCUCGCUAUCAGUGGGGUGCGUUAGGGAGGUAGUUAGGAUUCGAGCGCACGCACAGCAGCCGGCCAGGGUCCGUGUGUCAGUUCUGCGCCUCAGGUAUACCACACACAGCGACUGACGCCUCUUUACGAAGCAUGCAAGACACCAGGGACCUGUCAAUGCAGCAAGGUGCUUGCGCUUCGUAGCAGUUUAACAGUUUAGGUCAAAUGAGGACGAGCAGGUCUGGUGCAGCGCGAGUGUGUUGGGUGGAGCGCAUGAAUGCAGACCAGUCGCUAUGGCUAACUACACCUGCGGAUCGGUUAGGACUCGUCUGGCUUUACAUUUGGCACGAGCUGUCUUUGUUAUGAAAACUGGCGGCGAGUCGUAACGUCGUACUGUGAUUGUCUGUGUGUGCUUGACCCCUGCUUGGUAUGUGCGGGAUUUAAGAGGGGUUCCUGGAGCGGCAGCCCAUGGCGUCAUAUGGUCUGCGUUACCAGCGCUUUAUGAUGUGUGACUUGAGGUCCGGAUGCAGGGGCAUGCAACACAAAGUUGCCGUUGGAGAGGGGAGCAUUGAUGCGCGUUGGGUGGCUGUGGUGGACGAUGUGGCGGUGCCUGUGCUUCGUGUUGAAUUUGUACACUAUCCCUCUGCCUUUUCUCCUGCGAAUUGAAGCCUCAUGGUCAUAUGGUAAUUAACCUCUAUAGGAUUAGCAAUGGACGUGAGGGGAGGUUACACAGGGAAGGCGUGCGGGCCAGCGAGCAGGACGUAGCAAGCAGCGAGUCAAGACCUCCAGACAAAAUCCUUUUCCAGUGUUCAUACAACGGAAGGCACGACCAAGUGUUCUGAUGCACGCAGCUCUCUAGCAACAAG